Messenger RNA from Symbiodinium natans, 795 nucleotides. Lineage: Eukaryota; Dinophyceae; Suessiales; Symbiodiniaceae. The record is from the annotation of a GenBank genome assembly.
AUGCCUCCUCAAGCCCGCAAGCGCCCGGGCGCCGCUUUGCCUGUGCGGAAGCCGGCAAAAGGCGGACACAUCGGCAUGGUGGCUGAGCUGGUGGCAGCGCUGCAGCGUACCUUCAGCCGGCACAGGAAUAGCAAAGAUGCGGCCGACAUGACAAGGUAUGUGAAAGGCAAGUUCCCCUACUACGGCCUCAAAGCGCCUUUACGUCGGCAGCUGGCUGGGGAGGUCAUCGGAUCGUGGAAGCAUGCCCACGGCCAGCAGGAAAUCGACAAGGGCGUGGCACGGCAGCUUUUGAGUGCCCUCUACUCCUGUGAGGAGCGCGAGCUGCACUACGUGGGCGCCGAAGUUUGUUCGGGACUCCUGCGAAAGGGUCUGGUCGGACGUGAUUUUCUGCCAGUUGUGAAGCAUGGCGUCACGACGAAGAGCUGGUGGGACACGGUGGACAUUUUUGCUGCCUCCUCCAUGUCGCCCUAUCUGCUGGCAUGCGGCGGUGGCUCGCCAAGCCCCGAACUUCUGCAAGAGAUGGACAAGUGGGCGGUGUCAAGCAAUCUUUGGCUUCGCAGAACAGCCAUACUGUGCCAGUUGAAACUGAAAGGGCAGACAGACUUGAGGCGGCUUGAGAGCUACAUCGUUAGCAAUGCGUCUGACAAGGAUUUCUUCGUGCGGAAGGCAAUUGGCUGGGCCCUCCGCGAGUACGCGAAGCAUGACCCCAAAUGGGUCAGGCAGUUUCUUACGCGGCACAAGAGCCAGUUGUCAGCUUUGUCCGUGCGUGAGGCAAGCCUGCACCUGAGUAAGUGA